UCCGUAUAUUUGAAGAAAACUGAGAUGUUUCUCUUUUUUUAAUUUCAUGCUCAAGCAUAUUUUUUAAUUCUUUAAAUCUUCUCUGCACAGAAUUUCUAAAAAUGACUUCUGCCACUCCAAAGCGAACUCAAGAACCUCUUCCUGAGGUAGAGAGUCAUCUGAUUCUUAGGGUUCCUCCGCAUUGUGCCGACGAUCUGAGACGACUAGUUCAAGCUGGCGGUCAGACAUUGAAAGAUUAUCUCAAAAUCGAAACCCACACUGAUAUGAGACAUGGUCUUGUUCAUAUUGAUGAUGACACUUUUGCUGCGAAGAUUGUGGAUUUGCCAUGUAUGAUAGAAUCUCACAAGACUCUUGACAAGAAAACAUUCUGGAAAACAGCUGAUAUUUCUCAGAUGUUGGUGUGUAAUGUCGAAGAUGCUCCCAUUCUACCAGACGACGAGGUAAAACCAGGACCAACCAAGAAACCAGAGAAGGUCGACAAGAAAUUUGUCUGGAAGCAUGGAGUCACUCCUCCCCUCAAAAAUGUGAGGAAAAGAAGGUUUAGGAAAACAGCCAAAAAGAAGUACAUUGAGGCUCCUGAUGUUGAGGAAGAGGUGAAGCGGUUGCUGCGAAUGGACAGUACAGCCAUCAAGAUUAAAUGGGAAGUACUGGCUGAGGAAGACAUUAAGGACGAUAAGAAUGAUGAUAGCAUGGGAUCACCUCCACACGGGGACAUCAUCCAUGACAUGUUCGGUGGCGACGUCAGCAGCUCGGGAGACGAGAUGGGCGACGAUGAGGAGGACAUGGACGUCAACAUCGAGGACCUGGAGGACGGGACCGGAGUGAGCCCUCGUGUGCUGAUGGAGGGAGAGGAUUCCAGGACGGCGUUCUCGGAUGCGGGGAUGGCCGGCGAUGAUGAUGAGGAUGAUGACGAUGAGGAUGGGUUAGAUGAGGAGGAGGAUUCUGACGGAGGACAGCAGGAAAAUGAACUUGCUAAGAGACUAGUAGAAUUGGAAGGAGAUCUUGUGGAACAAGAGGGCAGAAAGAAAGCUUUGGAGGAAUCGGUGGCCGGUUUGGACAACCCCAUGCUCAAGCAACGAUUUCAAACUCAGCUGGAUGACCUGUUAGCAGACAUGAAGAAGAAGCAGGAGGAGGUCGAAACAUUACAGUCGAUCGUAAGAUGAUCUAACAGCGACCCUUUUCAGGG
Strongylocentrotus purpuratus (purple sea urchin) is the source of this 1186-nucleotide messenger RNA. It is a transcript of the gene taf7, whose product is annotated as transcription initiation factor TFIID subunit 7. The transcript has 11 exons. Gene Ontology annotation, molecular function: RNA polymerase II general transcription initiation factor activity. Gene Ontology annotation, biological process: RNA polymerase II preinitiation complex assembly; transcription initiation at RNA polymerase II promoter. Bases 102 to 1163 code for a protein of 353 amino acids. The record is from RefSeq and is a predicted model, not a curated record. Gene Ontology annotation, cellular component: transcription factor TFIID complex. Lineage: Eukaryota; Metazoa; Echinodermata; Echinoidea; Camarodonta; Strongylocentrotidae.